GUGGCGCCCGCCUACGCCAAGAUGGGCGAGAUGUUCGUGGCGCUGUUCCGCCGGCAGCGCUGGGCCCGCGCCGCGCUGCUCUACGCCGACGACGCGCAGGAGCGCGACUGCUACUUCGCCAUGGACGGCGUGCACGCCGCCUUCCAGGACGACGCCGCCGUCCAGCUGGCCGCGCACAGCUUCGACGAGCGCGGCCGCGCCCUCGACCCCGACGACCUGGUGCGCUCCCUGCAGGCGGCCGACAGAGGUGAGGGCGCGCCCGGCGGCCGGGCCGCACCUGGGCGGGGGUGGGGGCGCCCUGCGGGUGAGGCGGCCGCCACAGAGGACAGUGCGGUGCUCCGCUGCGCUGUCCUCUGUUGA
This is a messenger RNA of Gavialis gangeticus (Gharial), 360 nucleotides long. Its product is annotated as atrial natriuretic peptide receptor 3-like. The transcript has a single exon. The annotation marks the transcript as partial. The record is from RefSeq and is a predicted model, not a curated record. Lineage: Eukaryota; Metazoa; Chordata; Crocodylia; Gavialidae.